Molecule: messenger RNA, 1630 nt
Organism: Lampris incognitus (smalleye Pacific opah)
Lineage: Eukaryota; Metazoa; Chordata; Actinopteri; Lampriformes; Lampridae
Gene: arl8ba
Product: ADP-ribosylation factor-like 8Ba
Exons: 7
Coding region: 157-717 (186 amino acids)
Biological process (GO): anterograde axonal transport; protein transport
Cellular component (GO): lysosomal membrane
Molecular function (GO): GTP binding; GTPase activity
Source: RefSeq, a predicted model, not a curated record
GAAGAAACGUGAAUGGAGAGUCUUCCGCUAGAGGACGCAGGUUUUCGCUCUCCCUCCCCCUGUUGAGCAUAUGACAGCCGCCCGCCGCACAGGAGGACUCGCACGGAGCGAUACGGACGCAACCGGCUGAGCUCAGUGGAAACCACCGCCCUCGAGAUGCUGGCGCUUAUAAACCGGCUUUUAGACUGGUUCAAGUCUCUGUUCUGGAAAGAAGAGAUGGAGCUGACGCUGGUCGGGCUCCAGUACUCCGGGAAAACGACCUUUGUUAACGUGAUCGCCUCUGGGCAGUUUAGCGAAGACAUGAUCCCCACAGUCGGGUUCAAUAUGAGGAAGGUCACUAAAGGAAACGUCACAAUCAAGAUCUGGGAUAUUGGAGGGCAGCCACGGUUCAGGAGCAUGUGGGAACGCUACUGCCGGGGAGUAAAUGCAAUUGUAUACAUGGUUGAUGCUGCAGAUCGAGAAAAAGUGGAGGCGUCAAGAAAUGAGCUCCAUAAUUUAUUAGACAAACCUCAGUUGCAAGGAAUUCCAGUUUUGGUACUUGGCAACAAAAGAGAUCUUCCUAGCGCGCUAGAUGAAAAGCAGCUCAUUGAGAAAAUGAACUUGGCAGCUAUUCAAGACAGAGAGAUAUGCUGUUACUCUAUUUCCUGCAAAGAGAAAGACAACAUAGAUAUCACUCUUCAGUGGCUCAUCCAGCACUCAAAAUCACGAAGAAGCUGAAAUUGCGGGACUUUUUCAGAGCUGUCUGCCAUGUUGCCCUCAUGCCACACCAUCUCCACUCUGUGAUGUACAGUUGUCUCUCCAACUAACACACUGCACUGUUCUGCUCGCGUCGCCCCCCCCUUUUUUUUAUUAUUCCACCUGGUGACUUUUUUUUUCUCCCCACAACCCCUGAAAACGCACUACUGAAAGAUAUAAGCUUAAAAGAACCAAUCUAAGGACUCACAGAAUCUUUUCUCUCCUCUAAAGCGCUCCCUGAGCUUGGAGUGAGAACCUAAUUUCCAAUUCAACCAUUUACUUCCCUGGCAUUAAAACAGUUGAUCAUAUCCAGCAAUUUAUAAUACUAGUUUUAGGUAUCUAACAGCACCCUCAUGAUGGAUGGCUCAGUCAGUUAGAUGAGCCUCUUGAAUGAUGAAAAAUGUUCUUCAGAUCGUCACACAUGAUGCAAAGGCAGGUCUCCACCUUUUUUCUCCAUGCUCAACUGUGAGAUCUUAACAUUUGCCCAGUCACCUUUUGCCAAAUGAAAGCGUUUCUUGAAAGGACAUUUUUGUUUUAGGAAAGAGUGCAUUAAAGUGUGUAGUUAAGCAGGUAUGUACAAAUAUCAAGCUGGCAAGAUUUUUACUGAUGUGAAUGCAUGUGUAUGAAUUCUGUAUAUGAUUCUAUUUAAAGUUUGAAUGUACUGAAGGUAAAGCUGUGGGUUGUGUGGUUCACAUUUUCCUGUGUAAUUCACCUCAGUGAAAAGAUGUCGUUUGUGCUGCCUCUGAGGCUGAGAGGGUGGCAGAAUUUAAAGUGCCUUGUGCAAUGUCUCAUCUCUGAAGCAAAGCAGCAUGCAAGGUGUGCCUACCAGGAGCAAAGCAAAAAAAAAAAAAAAAAAACUUGAAUAUACUCAAGAAAUAAAAAGGCAUGUUUUUAA